Molecule: messenger RNA, 439 nt
Organism: Apaloderma vittatum (bar-tailed trogon)
Lineage: Eukaryota; Metazoa; Chordata; Aves; Trogoniformes; Trogonidae
Product: keratin-associated protein 12-2-like
Exons: 3
Cellular component (GO): axon; cytoplasm
Source: RefSeq, a predicted model, not a curated record
UACCUGAACACGGUGAUUCCCUACGAGAAGAAGGGGUCGCCGCCCUCCGUCGAGGACCUGCAGAUGCUCACCAACAUCCUGUUUGCCAUGAAGGAGGGGAACGAGAAGGUGCCCACGCUGCUCACGGACUACAUCCUCAAAGGUAUCCGUGCCCCCCUCGUGCUCCCCUUGUGCCUCCGAGCAUCCGCCGGGGAGCCCGGCUGCAUCCUCUGCAAGCCUGCUUGUUAUUUUACACCUUCAUUGAUCGUCGUGCACUUGUGCCUUACCGAAUGGUGCAUCCCCAUUCAUGCCUGUGCAUUAACGUGUGCGCUCAUGUAUUAUCGCACAUCUUCCUACAUCCCCGCCCACGCUUGUGCAUCCUCGUGCAUCCCUGUGCACGCUCGUGCCUCAUUGUGCAUCCCUGUGCACACUUGUGAGUCCUUGUCCAUCUGCAUGCAUG